CCCCGCCUUGAUUUUUACAUUUAUAAGAGUGCUGUUGCUUUAAAUCUGAAAUCCCGUGCCGGUAUCAACUCUCGCGAUCUCCAAGGCCGCAUACAUAUUACCCACAAUUCCCUUUUCUUUCUUUCUCCUCCCGCCGCCCAAGAUGCCGAAAGGAAAGAAGGCCAAGGGAAAGAAGGUGGCUCCGGCCCCUGCUGUCGUGAAAAAGCAGGAGGCCAAGAAAGUGGUGAAUCCCCUGUUUGAGAAAAGACCUAAGAAUUUUGGCAUUGGACAGGACAUCCAGCCCAAAAGAGACCUCACCCGCUUUGUGAAAUGGCCUCGCUAUAUCAGGUUGCAGCGGCAGAGAGCCAUCCUCUAUAAGCGGCUGAAAGUGCCUCCUGCUAUUAACCAGUUCACCCAGGCCCUGGACCGCCAAACAGCUACUCAGCUGCUUAAGCUGGCCCACAAGUACAGACCAGAGACAAAGCAAGAGAAGAAGCAGAGGCUGUUGGCCCGGGCCGAGAAGAAAGCUGCUGGCAAAGGGGAUGUCCCCACUAAGAGACCACCUGUCCUUCGAGCAGGAGUUAACACCGUCACCACCUUGGUGGAGAACAAGAAAGCUCAGCUGGUGGUGAUUGCACACGACGUGGAUCCCAUCGAGCUGGUUGUCUUCUUGCCUGCCCUGUGUCGUAAAAUGGGGGUCCCUUACUGCAUUAUCAAGGGGAAGGCCAGACUGGGUCGUCUAGUCCACAGGAAGACCUGCACCACUGUCGCCUUCACACAGGUGAACUCGGAAGACAAAGGCGCUUUGGCUAAGCUGGUGGAAGCUAUCAGGACCAAUUACAACGACAGAUACGAUGAGAUCCGCCGUCACUGGGGCGGCAACGUCCUGGGUCCCAAGUCUGUGGCUCGUAUCGCCAAGCUUGAAAAGGCAAAGGCUAAAGAACUUGCCACUAAGCUGGGUUAAAUGUACACUGUUGAGUUUUCUGUACAUAAAAAUAAUUAAAAUACAAAUUUUCCUUCA
Rhinopithecus roxellana (golden snub-nosed monkey) is the source of this 1000-nucleotide messenger RNA. RefSeq names its product ribosomal protein L7a (gene RPL7A). Gene Ontology annotation, biological process: ribosome biogenesis. Bases 143 to 943 code for a protein of 266 amino acids. The record is from RefSeq and is a predicted model, not a curated record. Gene Ontology annotation, cellular component: ribonucleoprotein complex. The transcript is spliced from 8 exons. Lineage: Eukaryota; Metazoa; Chordata; Mammalia; Primates; Cercopithecidae.